GCGGGAUAUUCCCUGGGCACUGUCCACAUCAGCCCUAACGCCCAGGCGGAGCAGGCGAUUGGUCGUGGGCAAGUCAUGCGAAGCUGAAUGUGAAGCAUGAAUCUUCUGGAAUGGGGGGCAGCAAGGGACCCAGCGUCUUGGCAGGCGAGCAGCCCCCCGUUUUUGACAUCAAGCCCCCCGUGGCCAGGCGUCGAUUUACAAAGUCCACAUUUGGACCUCAGGUGGCCAACAGCUACACACCCUGCGUUAACGUCUGUGCUCUCUCUGCAGAUUCUUUCCUCCAGGCUCACAGAGCCAUCGGUGCGAUUUGGGCGAGGAUGUCGCAUUGGAAUGGAGAAGCUCUACAUCGAUGCCGAGAUUUCCAAACUGACACCGGGGCUGAGCCCAGGUAUGAAAUCAUGCAUGCCGAUAGCUCAUCAUCUCAUGAUUGCAUUUGUGGAGACAGGGCCUGCAUACGAGCUAGUUCCCUCCAUCGGGAAGCAAGUCAAGUCGGACUACCAGAACCCCGCAGAAGUUGCGUUCCCCUUGGCAAGACGCUUCACGAAGUUCAAAGGAGGAGACGCACCCGGGCCCGGAGCAUACGAAAAGGCAUCGUCUUUCGGAGACCAGGUGCUCUCGUACCAAAAGUCGCCGGAGAAGGCAGUCAUCGGUUCCGCGACAAGGAAGCAGCAGCAGAAAGUGUACCUGAGUCAAGACUUCAACAAGAGCUUGUACGGAAUAGAGUCCCCAGGACCGGUGGUGUGUGACCUGAGGUCAUCCAUUGGUGACCAGAUGCACUCGGAGAACAGGAACGCUCCACACAUCAAGUUCCCCAUGGACAAGCGCUUCAAGGUCCGUAAAGAACAAGAGUUGUCGUUGUUAUUCAUGAAUUAUUCACCGUGGCAGCAUGGCAAGAUCUCGGCGAUCACAGCGACGCCCGGAGCAGGAGAGUAUAAAUGUGUGGCCGCAAUCGGGAAGCAGCCCCAGUCGAGCAGGCUCAAUCAACCUGUCAUCUCUUUCACACACUCCCGACGAGAACAGCGGGAGAAGAUUUUCAUAUCUGUGGAGCACGAGAGAGGCAACGUCGGCUUGGAGUCGCCAGGACCGGCUGUGAAUAUCAAGCUCAUAUCAUCCUUGGGCCAACAGCCAAACUCGAAGAAGGUGUCGCCUCCGAGCUACUCCUUCAGCGGCGCCAAGCGAUUCAAGAGGGUGUACGAGACACUGCCGGGGCCUGGGGAAUACGACUGCUGAUCCAGUCUCUGUUGUCUAGCUCUAGUAACGUGACUGAAGACGAGAGAGAGAGAGAGAGAGAGAGAGAGAGAGAGAGAGGGAGAGGGGACAUAUGAAUCGUCUCCCCGACUCAGGCCCAGUAGAUUUCUCCAGCUAAUUCCACAAACUGAUGUA
This is a messenger RNA of Selaginella moellendorffii, 1383 nucleotides long. RefSeq lists its product as uncharacterized. Lineage: Eukaryota; Viridiplantae; Streptophyta; Lycopodiopsida; Selaginellales; Selaginellaceae. The transcript is spliced from 7 exons. The record is from RefSeq and is a predicted model, not a curated record. Bases 97 to 1230 code for a protein of 377 amino acids.